UAGAAACACAAUUCGAACUGAAGGCAAACGUUGAAGACGAAAUGAAGUUGCUAUUAGUAGUUGUAGGGUUUUUGGGCCUUUUGGCGGUAAAUGAAGCAAAUCAAUUCGCAGCACGCUAUGAUGACUUUAAGGUCUAUCGGGUCAAUGUUAAGGAUGUACAACAAUUUGCAGAAUUUAGGAAAUUGGGCAAUCAUUUACCGUUGCGCUAUUUAAAUGAACUUAAGGGUCCGGGACACACUUAUGAUGUUGUCAUUGAUCCCGCCAACCAACAUAAUUUGGAAUCCCAAUUACGUUUUCUGGAAUUGGAUUACUCUUGUGUUAUAGAAGAUUUACAAAGUGUCAUAGAAGAAGAGUCCCAGGCCCUAACUCGCUCUAUGCAACGCACCAAUGUCGAAAUGGAUUGGACACAAUAUCACGAUUUGCCUGUUAUUUAUAAUUGGUUACAAAAAUUAAAUGCCAAAAAUCCCAAAUUAGUUAAAUCCUAUGUUAUAGGUCGUUCUUAUGAACAGCGACCCAUUAGAGCUGUGAAAAUUUCCUCAAAACCUGGUAAUAAAGCCAUAUUCGUAGAGUCCAAUAUACACGCUAUCGAGUGGAUUUCAUCGGCCACCACUACCUGUUUCUUUGAGAAUUUACUCAAUUCUGAAGAUCCCAAUAUGAAGAACUUAUUAGAAAACUAUGAUUGGAUAUUUGUACCCGUUUUGAAUCCCGAUGGUUUUGAGUACUCACACAAUGUGGAGAGAUUAUGGCGUAAGAAUCGUAGACCCACUGGUUUCUAUAAUGCCUCGGGAGCCUGUUAUGGUAUAGAUAUGAAUCGUAAUUUUGAUUUCGAAUGGGGAGUUAAUGGUUAUAAUUUUGAUGUUCCUUGUGAUCAUUGGUAUGGUGGUGCUAAACCCGAUUCUGAGCCUGAAAUUAUUGCCUUGCAAAGUUUUGUUAAUAGUUUUGAAGAUGAUUAUAUACGCAUGUAUUUAGCUAUUCAUUCCUUUGGCAAUUAUGUGCUUUUACCUUAUGGUCAUACCAGCAUAGAAUUCCCUCCUAAUUAUGAUCAAAUGAUGCGUAUAGCUAGCGCCUUUGCUGAUGGUGCUCGUGUUAAAUAUGGCACCGAUUUCUUAAGUGGUGCCAGUGGUUUAUUAAACUAUCCAGUUUCGGGUUCUGCUAAGGAUUGGGCUUAUGGCGUUAAGAAAAUACCCUUUACUGCCACCAUUGAACUACGUGAUCGCGGUCAAUAUGGUUUCUUUCUGCCUCCAUCUCAAAUUGUAGAGGUCUGUGAGGAAGUUACUGACGGUCUGGUAGCCAUGAUGGAAAAAGCCAAAGAAGAGGGUCUAUUUGAUUAGGUGCCGAAAUACAAUAACGACGACGAACUGUUUUAGAAGAUAUUAACUACAUGUUUAAAUAAAUAAAAAAAUUAAAACACACGA
Lucilia sericata (common green bottle fly) is the source of this 1415-nucleotide messenger RNA. Its product is annotated as zinc carboxypeptidase-like. Gene Ontology annotation, molecular function: metallocarboxypeptidase activity; zinc ion binding. Lineage: Eukaryota; Metazoa; Arthropoda; Insecta; Diptera; Calliphoridae. Gene Ontology annotation, biological process: proteolysis. The coding region runs from base 42 to 1331 and encodes 429 amino acids. The record is from RefSeq and is a predicted model, not a curated record. The transcript has 5 exons.